This is a messenger RNA of Gymnodraco acuticeps, 2824 nucleotides long. RefSeq names its product vascular endothelial growth factor Ab (gene vegfab). Gene Ontology annotation, cellular component: membrane. The transcript has 8 exons. Gene Ontology annotation, molecular function: chemoattractant activity; vascular endothelial growth factor receptor 1 binding; growth factor activity. The coding region runs from base 417 to 1244 and encodes 275 amino acids. The record is from RefSeq and is a predicted model, not a curated record. NCBI's taxonomy places the organism in Eukaryota, Metazoa, Chordata, Actinopteri, Perciformes, Bathydraconidae. Gene Ontology annotation, biological process: positive regulation of protein phosphorylation; vascular endothelial growth factor receptor signaling pathway; response to hypoxia.
GUAUGGAAAGAGCGAGACAGAGGUGGACACGGUCUGUCUUAACGCAGAGAGCCGACCUGCUUAGUGCGCAGUGACAGAGGAAUACAAAAACCCAUAGCAAAUAGACAAAGUUUUGUGUGACCAGUCCCCCUCCGCGCGGUUUUCUUUUUCCCUUGAACGCCAUCCAGCUGGUCCAUGGGUUCAAGUUGCACAUAGGACUUGCGCUUACAAGUUUCCAAUGUACAGAUACUUGGAGACGACUGGAGAAUCGAGCAUGGGAUUAUUUUUGUAAUGUGGAUUGCUAUUCCUUUGCAAGAAGAUAAAGGUCUGCUGCGGAACAAUGUGAGACGUUUUGCGUCUAGGAUUCUCGUGUUUCUGGAUAUCUUGAAAAUCAUUGGCAACAGUUGAGAUUGAAGAAGUUAUGCGCAAAGGAUUGUAUGCUCCGACCCCGGGACCAACAUGGAUUUGCCAUUACAACCCCCUGCCCCUUAUUUAGAGAAGUUCUAGCCGGUCCACUUGUUUUGUUGUUGUUGUUGUUAUUAUUGCAAACUUCAUGCUUGAGGACAAAUCGCCACAUUGGCCUCUUGGAUUUUAAACGUCGCCUGCCUUUGGAUUGGAUUUCAAACACGAUGAACUUUAUUGACAGUUUGACUCUAUUAUUUUUGACGCUGUCAGCUGUCAAGAGCGCCCACAUACCGAAGGAACCAGAAAGAGGUCCACAUGCCGUGAUCCCUUUAAUGGAGGUGUACAACAAGAGUUUGUGUAAGCCUCGAGAGCUGCUGGUGGAGAUUAUGCAGGAGUAUCCGGAGGAGGUGGAGCACAUCUUCAUCCCGUCGUGUGUGGUGUUGACGCGCUGCGCCGGCUGCUGCAACGACGAGAUGAUGCAGUGUAUGCCAACGUCCAGCUAUAACGUCACAAUGGAGAUAAAAAGAAUAAAACCACAAAGGCAACAAAAUGAUAUUUUCAUGAGUUUCACAGAACACAGCGCAUGUGAGUGUAGGUCAAAGAUAGAAGUGAAAGAAAAAAAACCCCGGAAAGGGAAGGGUAAAGGCCAAAAGAGAAAACGAAAGAAAAACCGCGACAAAACAAUUCACGAUGCUCUUUGUGAGCCAUGUUGUGAGCACUGCUCAGAGAGGAGAAAGCGUUUGUUCGUGCAGGAUCCCACUACCUGCCGAUGCUCCUGCAAACAUACAGACGAAUACUGUAAAGAACGCCAGCUAGAGCUCAACGAGAGGACCUGCAAAUGUGACAAGCCUCGGAGAUGAGAGAGGCGGCAGCACCAGAUGUACAAGAUGAAGGAAUAUUCUAGAGAUAUUUCACAGCACAGCACUUUGACCUUUGAACCGUAAGCUCUUCUUUUCUGUGGAAAGCAUUCCCCUUGGACAGACAGAGAGAACAAUACAGAAAGUCUGAACUGAAGUUCCCUCCCACUGUUUAUCUUUGUGUGUAUAUAGACCAUGAUAAAAGUAAAAAAAAGUAGAGAAUUGUUAUGCUGCUACAGAAAAAAUAAAUACUAAACCAAUCAUUUUACAAAAAGCAAAUAGCCGCCAUGUGGUUUUGCAUUUCUAACAGGCUUGCUAUGCAGGUGUAGUCUUGUUGUCAAUUAAUUGUAUGCAAUUACUUCACUGGAUAUGAGUCUCUACUGUGGUUGUGUGUCAAUCAUAAAAUUGCAAAACCUCUCAAUCUAAGAUAUAUUUAACUGCUAAAAGGUGAAGCUGAAGAGGACAUGGGAGCGCACUCUCUAAGAAUAAUGGAUGGAUUUCAUCGGACAAUAUCUACUUUUGCUUUUGGAGUGAAAAACAGCAGGACAAACCAGGACUGUUGAACAAUGCAGGACAGACACAAUGUCACCAUUGUGAUCAGCUUGCAGGAGAAGAAACUCUGGAGUGCCAUUUACGAGUAAAGGGAUACCGGUUAUCAAUAUAGCAUCUAAUGUUUUGCUAUGUCCUACAUGAAAACCACUGAAAAUAUCCUAUACUGUAGUUUGAUUCCAUUUGAAAAACUGUGCCUCACACAAUUUACUGAGAAAUCUUUUCGAGUGCUUUUUAAAUUAUUUUUUUGUGUCCUUGUUUCAGGAGGGGUUGUCAAGGUAGUUUUGUUAGUUGUUCAAUACGGAAACCUUUGAUUAUAUAUCUCUUCUCUGAACCUGUACAUACUUACUAUCUCCUUAUGCCAUAGUCCAUUUUAGAUAAUUUAUAAUGUUAUAGAGUAUGUUUCAGUAUUCAGUCUUCUACCCAUAUUUAAUUUGGUCUAUUUAUAUAUGCAGUGUUAUGUACCUAUGGCUGUCAUAUUUCCCCCUAUGUGUAAGGUCACUGAUGGCUUCUCUCAGCAUGGACUCUCUGUGCUUUUCUACAAAAAAACACAAAAAAAUCGAACUGAUUUGUUAACAUUCCCUAAAUAUAUCAUUUGUACUGGUGUACUGAUGACAUCUCUGGAUUUUUCAAGCCCUCUUAUCUAAGGGUGUGGGUGCUGUGUAGGAUUUCAACAUGUGUGUAUCUGUGUGUACGUGUGUGUGUAUGUGUGUUAAUGUGCAUUUGUCAAUGGGCACAUCUGUGUGUAAGUAAGUUGUAUUAAGGUAUUUAAGUAAGUAGCGGACUUGUGUUUUGUCCGUCCUGCAAGAUGCAAAAACAAAUAAACUACUGCUAGCAGCUCAUCAUACACUACACCACCACCACCGUUUGAAAUUUGGAUAACAAUCUGCAUCAUUUCUGCCAUCAGUCCUAGAGCCCUUAUUAGUUCUCUUUGUCUCUCCAUUACUAUUAACAUGUUUUCUGUGUCUAUGUAAAACAGUAAAGCAUAUUUAUUUUCAAAUUAUAUUGUUUUUAUAUAAAAUAAGCAAAAGGUU